CGAGGUAUAGCAGACUUGUCAAAAUUUAGUCCAAACUUGCACCGUGGACUUCUUUCGUGAAGUACUCUAUAAACAAAAGCCAAAAUAGUAGGUAGGGAGCUUAAGUACACUAGUUGGAAUUUUCGCUAAUUUUGUUAUAUUAUUUAUAAAUUGGCAUGGAAAAUGUUGAUUCUGAUCAAAUUAUUGAACACUGGCUUCAAAAUAAUGAUAUUUCGGGAAUGUCGCUGCCUGAUAUUGAAUACGAACCACAUCUUCUUAUAUCUAAAGUUCGAAAGCAUUAUAUGGAAGAAAUAAUAAAAUUAUUAUCAUUAAAUUACGAACAUAAUCAAAGAUUGGUGAAUAAAAAUAUAUAUCUACCUAGUGCAAUUUGGCGGUGCGCUAAAAUAUUAGAAAUGAGUGCCGCAAAAAAUUCUAUGUUGGUCCAAUUGUACAGGAAGAACAUUGUUACUGUAAUUAAAGACUUAAAACGUGAUACAAAUAAUGGUAAACUGUACAAGAAGUUAUCAGAGUGUCUUAAGAAACCUCCAGAGAAUGAAAAGAAAAUACAAACUACCUUAACAAUGUCUAAGGAUUGUACUUGCACUUGUACUUGUUACCAAAGAAAAAAAGUUUGCAAACUUCCUGAACCCAAUUCUAUGGUUUACAAUAAUACAUUAAUAUCAAUGGACCCAAACAAAAAGGACAUACAUAAUAUGUGGAAAGAUUCAGAAAUUCCAAAAGGACUAGAUACCAGUUAUCUGCAUAAUGGUGAAAUUGAUUUCAAGUCUGCAAAUGCACCAGUAUUACCUGAGUCUCAUGAUGCAGAAGAUGUAAUGCAGCAGUUAGAAAAGCUCUUUGAAGGUGGAUCAAAUGAGGAUGAUAUUUUUGAUGGAAUUCUCUGCAAUUCAGUAGAUAUCACAUUUAAUGAGGGUUCAAAGAUGUCACAUAAUUAUAUGCAAAAUGAAUCAAGUAAUACAGGCAGAGAUUCUCUGAUUGAAGAACAGGCAGCCCAAAUAAAAUCUCUAGAUGCAAGGUUGUCAACCUUAUCAGGUGUUUUGGAAAAUUCAAUACAUAAAAGUAAAACUGAGGCUGUGAAACAUAGAAAGCCACCUUCCAAUAAAUGGCUGUGUGAAGAAUAUUUUUUAAAAGUUAGACUUUUUGAAUUGCUUGAUCAACUGAGAGAUUGUAAUAGAGCAAAGCUUAAAAAGAUCAAAGUACUAUUAGCUGACCUAUUUGGGGAAGACAGUGAUGAUGAAGGUGUUGUCUCACCUCUUGAUGAGACACCAGAAUUUGUCACAAGUUGCAAGGAGCGUAUAGCUCCGUGGGUUGUUAAGUUGCUUACACCAUACUAUAUCAAAGGGAGAAUUAAAGGCAAGGCACUAUUCAAAGCUUUGGCAAAGCAUUUGAUAAGAUUAAUAUACCAAUGCAGUAGAUAUCCUGAGGAAUAUGAAGUACAUAAUUUUAUAAAAGACUUUUUGCACAACCAUAAAACAAUCAGAUGUGAAGCUGAUUUUAAACAAUUUCGAAUAGAAAACAUUUAAGGAUAUCACUUCAAUAUGAUAAUAAAAAAUAUUGUCAUAUCAAUCAAUGGAUAAUAUGGUUAAUAAAUUCUUUCUGUAUUUUGUCAACACAAAAGCAAUCAGCUUGAUGAAGUAUAUUUGAAUAAAUGUUCAGAUUUGAAUAAUAAGUUCCUAUUUACCACAUUGCUUUUGUGCAUCAUUUUGUUUAAACUUUAGAGUUUAACUGCUGCCUUAGAACAUGGUUAAGACUGCAUUUAACAAAUCCAUAUAGAGACAUAUUUUCAUAGUAGAAAGUUAAGAUAUUACAGUUAUAGAUACAUUGUACACACCCCAGAAUUAAGUGUGCGAAAGUGAAGAUAAAGUGCUGAUUAAAAAUACCAUGUUGUUGGUGCUGUCUUUGUAUCAUUUUGAUAUGUAAUUGGUAUAGAAAUCUGAUAAUAAAACAUGUUACUGGCAA
Messenger RNA from Zerene cesonia (dogface butterfly), 1956 nucleotides. RefSeq lists its product as uncharacterized. The record is from RefSeq and is a predicted model, not a curated record. Lineage: Eukaryota; Metazoa; Arthropoda; Insecta; Lepidoptera; Pieridae. The transcript has 5 exons. The coding region runs from base 156 to 1520 and encodes 454 amino acids.